This is a messenger RNA of Momordica charantia (bitter melon), 907 nucleotides long. Its product is annotated as antimicrobial ginkbilobin-2-like protein. NCBI's taxonomy places the organism in Eukaryota, Viridiplantae, Streptophyta, Magnoliopsida, Cucurbitales, Cucurbitaceae. The record is from RefSeq and is a predicted model, not a curated record.
GUCAAUUUCCUAUAUAUAUUUCGAUCUCUUGCGAAAUGAAUGGCAAGCUAAAAACUUUGCUAUAUUUUGCUUCCAAAUCAUGAGGCAAUCAAAACCAAGCAUAUUCUUCUUUCAACUUCCACUUCUCUUCCUGUUUCUCGCAGCCUUUGGCAAUAAGAACAUUGCUUACGGUGGCUAUUUGUACCACACAUGUUCCAGCCCCGACAAUUUCACUUCCUACAGCCUCUAUGCUUCCAACUUGAAACAAGCCCUCGACAAUUUGGCCAACAAUGCCCCCCUCUCCGGCUUCGGCCUCAGCUCCACGGGCGGCCGCGACUCGCAAAACCAAGUGAACGGCCUUGCUCUCUGCCGCGGGGACAUCGCCCCGGGCGAGUGCAAGGACUGCGUCGCCGCGGCCAGCCGCGAGGUCCAACAGCGCUGCCCGCUGAAGAAAGGGGCAGCCAUAUGGUACGACACAUGCCUGUUGAAGUACUCCAACGCCAAAUUCUUUGGGAAGAACCAAAACGGGGGGUUCAGGUUCUACAUGUGGAACGUGCAGGAGGCGAGCGAUCCGGCGUCGUUUAAGGAGCAGGUGAAGAAGUUGCUGAGUGAUUUGUCUGAGAAGGUAAAGGAAUCGAGGAAUAUGUAUGCGAUUGGGGACGUGGAGAUUGAGGGGUCGAAAAAGGUGUAUGGGUUGGCGCAGUGCACUAGAGAUUUGUGGACGGCUGAUUGCAAGAAGUGUCUUGAUGAUGCCAUUGGUGAGCUUCCAAGUUGCUGUGGGAAUGGUGCUAAAGUUGGGGGAAGAGUGGUUGGUGGGAGUUGUAACUUUAGAUAUGAAACUUACCCCUUCUUUACUGUCUAGAAAUUAAAUAAACUACCUUAUCAUAAUCAUAAAGUAAUGUAAUAAAUCUUAUGUGUUCGGUGUUUU